AUGGGUCUGAUCUUAUCGAGAUUUCGCCGUAAGAAAACAACAAUAGAAAUAUUAGAAAAUUUAGAAACGAAGAUUAAAUGUAUCGAAGAAGAUGGCCAGUAUAAAGAACAAGCGCACAAACGUGUUAUUGGCUAUGUAAUGGCGUAUUCAGUCGGUCUAUACGUUUUGUUCGCCGUGCUCUAUUAUUAUAUGUAUGUGGGUAGAAGUCAAUACUGGCUCCACUCACUGUUAUACGCCUCGCCGUUGUUAUUCAUACCUGUUCUCGUAAUAUUACUUCGUUACUCAAUAUCGUGGUACUACAAUUGGACACUAAAUAAGAAUAGAGUGAAGUUAAUCAAAAUGAAACAGGAGAAGAAGAAGAUUCUAGAAGAUGUAAUGAAUACAGAAACUUAUAAGGUUGCAAAAGAAAUUUUAGACAAAUAUGGAGGCCAAGAAGAGCAGUCAAAAGCGAUGAAACCGUUCUCCCCUCUAACAGCUCCCGGGACGCCGAAACCACUUCCAGUUGUAGGAACCCCAGUACAAUAUCGCCCGAGGUUGGCAACGUCGACACCUACAUCGAAUAAUAAUCUCAACAUAGUCCCCUUCAAUACUCCGACUUCGGCUGUAUACAGAGGACCAAGAUUGCGGUCGGAUCAACUUCCGCGCCCGUUGGUGGAUAGAAACCGCUCUGCCUUAGACAAAGUGGUCGACUUUCUGCUCAAAGACGGUCCCGACCAUCGCAUGGCGCUCAUAUGUUCAGUAUGCCAAUCUCAUAAUGGUAUGGCGAUGGCAGAAGAGUUCGAGUACGUUUCAUACGUGUGCGCGUACUGCGGCCGUCUGAAUGCCGCAAGGAAGAAGCGCCCUAUCGCCCCCUUGCUAGAGACACGUGCUCUCCCCCCACCCCUCAUCAAGGAUGUUAGCGGAGAUGAGUCUUCCAAAGCCAGUUCUGAAAGUGACAGCGAAGAUGAUAACAUUACUACUAAUACAGAUGGUCAUCUGAACGCGGGUGAAGCCUUGUUUGCGGUUGAUACCACCGGGUAUGGCGAACCGGAUCGUCCCCCCUCCCCAAUGGAGGUGGAAACGAAAUCCGAACACGAGAAAAAAGAAGAC
This is a messenger RNA of Brenthis ino (lesser marbled fritillary), 1089 nucleotides long. NCBI's taxonomy places the organism in Eukaryota, Metazoa, Arthropoda, Insecta, Lepidoptera, Nymphalidae. The record is from the annotation of a GenBank genome assembly.